Molecule: messenger RNA, 2191 nt
Organism: Benincasa hispida (wax gourd)
Lineage: Eukaryota; Viridiplantae; Streptophyta; Magnoliopsida; Cucurbitales; Cucurbitaceae
Gene: INT1
Product: inositol transporter 1
Biological process (GO): transmembrane transport
Cellular component (GO): membrane
Molecular function (GO): transmembrane transporter activity
Source: RefSeq, a predicted model, not a curated record
UGUUCCAAUAUUUCUGGUGGUUCGGCUUCGCUUUAAUCUGGAGAGAGAGAUAGAAACAGGGAAAAAGGAAAUUUUCUGUUCGUUUGGCCGUGAAAAUUUUCUUGGCUUCUGUUUCAAACUUACACUCAAUGAUCCGAGGCUUCAAAGUGAAACCGAUCCCUUGAAAAAUCCCUUUUUUACUCAUUUCUUUAAUUCCGUCGCUAUAAUUUGCUUGGAGCUGAAUUCUUCAUGUUCUUCCAUUUCAUCAUCUACCUUUAAUCACUGCUCCUCUUUCAUUUUCUGUUUUUUUGUGGCUCACUGUUCGAUUCAACCCCCAAUCCCUUUUAAUCUUGUUUUCAGGGCAACUCCAUUUCUCCAUAUUGGUCGUUUCAAUACUCGAAUUUUCUGGAUUAAAAUUGGUUUUAUUCUUCUUGUAUUUCACCCGGAUUCUCAGAAUUUCGACUGUUUUUGCAAAGGAUGACACUCACGCUUGAAUCACAGCCCGGAAGCUCCGGGUACUUGGAUAUCUAUCCUGAGAGGAAAAUGUAUUAUUUUAAGAAUCCUUACGUGCUUGGAUUGACGGUGGUUGCUGGGAUUGGUGGCUUGCUCUUCGGCUACGAUACAGGUGUGAUAUCUGGAGCUCUUCUUUAUAUUAAAGAUGAUUUUGAAGCUGUCAAAAACAGUAGUUUCCUACAGGAAACAAUUGUGAGUAUGGCUUUGCUUGGUGCAAUUGUUGGAGCUGCUGCUGGGGGAUGGAUUAAUGAUGUUCAUGGACGGAAGAAGGCAACCCUCCUUGCUGAUGUUGUCUUCGCACUCGGUGCUGCUGUAAUGGCUGCAGCUCCAGAUCCAUAUAUUCUUAUAGCAGGAAGAUUCCUAGUUGGCAUUGGCGUGGGUGUGGCGUCUGUCACAGCUCCAGUAUACAUUGCAGAAGCAUCCCCAUCUGAAAUAAGAGGAGGACUAGUCAGCACUAAUGUGUUGAUGAUAACUGUUGGACAGUUUCUCUCCUACCUCAUAAAUCUUGCAUUUACCCAGGUCUCUGGAACUUGGCGUUGGAUGCUGGGAGUUUCAGGCGUUCCAGCUGUGAUUCAAUUUGUUUUUAUGCUUUGUCUGCCAGAGUCUCCAAGAUGGCUUUUUAUGAAGGAUGACAAAUCCAAAGCCAUUUCGGUGCUCUCUAAAAUUUAUGAUUUUCCUCGUUUAGAAGAUGAAAUUGACUACCUUUCUUCUCAACUAGAGGAAGAAAAGCAUAAAAAGAAAAACGUAAGCUACAUGGAUGUAUUUAAAUCAAAAGAGAUCAGACUUGCGUUUCUGGCCGGGGCUGGACUUCAGGCAUUUCAGCAGUUCACUGGUAUCAACACAGUCAUGUAUUACAGCCCAACUAUCGUCCAGAUGGCUGGCUUUAGGUCCAACCAGUUGGCACUCCUUCUAUCCCUCAUUGUUGCUUCCAUGAACGCUGCUGGAACAGUGCUUGGAAUCUACCUUAUCGACCACUUAGGGAGGAAGAAACUUGCCAUUUCGAGCUUAUCUGGUGUAGUAGUAUCACUUGCCAUUCUUUCUGGUGCAUUCUUUGCGAGCCAAUCUGGUUCAGCAGAUGGUCUGCAUGGAUGGAUUGCAGUGAUUGGAUUAGCUCUCUACAUUGCUUUCUUUUCCCCUGGGAUGGGACCCGUGCCGUGGACCGUUAACUCAGAGAUAUAUCCCGAGGCUUAUCGGGGGCUUUGUGGUGGCAUGUCAGCAACAGUCAAUUGGGUUUCAAAUUUGAUUGUGGCUCAAACGUUUCUUUCGCUCACUGAAGUAGCUGGAACUGGUCCAACUUUCCUCAUCCUUGCAGGCAUAGCCGUGCUCGCAGUAGUGUUUGUUGUCAUGUAUGUUCCUGAGACACAGGGACUGACAUUUGAGGAGGUGGAGAUGAUUUGGAAGGAGAGGGCUUGGGGCAGGGAUUCAAAUACAGAAAGCCUUCUUGCUUGAGUAAAUGGGGGGUUGUGAUAUAUAUAUAUAUAUGUGGGUAGAACUUUUUGGAUGAUGUUGGAGACAGAUUGUAUGUUGGUAUUAGAAUAUGCUUCAAAUCAUAAUGUAGCUUGUGUAAUUUCAAAUUGAGCAUGGUUUAUAUUCAUAAUCAAGGCAGCUUCUUGAAAUUGAGGAACAUUUCAAAUGCCUAAAGUUUCCCACCUUCAAGUUUAACUCAUUAGUCAUUUUAGAGUAACAAAGAAAUUUCGUA